AUGGCACUAAGUGGUUGGCCUUCUUGGAUCAUUUUCAUUCUUCUUUUGCAUGUCAUUGCCUCUUCUGGGGCUUCAGAUUCUGAAUUGCUCCUUAAGGUCAAAGACAACCUACAAAUUACCAAUCAUGUUUUAACCUCAUGGAACACAUCGUCAUCUCCAUGCACACAUGAUCAUUCUCAUUGGCGUGGGGUUCUGUGCUACCAAGGAAGAGUGUGGGGGUUGAAGCUUGAGAAUAUGGGACUCAAAGGGCUCAUUGAUGUGGACUCUCUUAAGCAGUUACCUUCUCUUAGAACCUUGAGUUUCAUGAAUAAUGAUUUUGAUGGUACGUGGCCAGAAGUUAACAAGAUAGUUGGUUUGAAGUCCCUUUACCUUUCUAAUAACAAGUUUUCUGGGGAAAUUCCUCCUAAAACCUUUGAGGGCAUGCAGUGGUUGAAGAAAAUACAUUUGUCAAAUAACCAGUUCUCGGGUGCAAUUCCAGCUUCGCUUGCAAUUUUGCCAAGGCUCAUGGAGUUGAGGUUGGAGGGAAACAAAUUUAAUGGCACCAUUCCCGAACUUAGACAGAGCAAAUUUAAAUCAUUUAGUGUGGCUAAUAAUCAGUUGCAUGGCCCAAUUCCUGUUACCGUUAGUAAAAUGCCGGUUUCUUCCUUUUCUGGUAACAGCGGGUUAUGUGGAGCCCCAUUGGAAGAGUGUCCUUCCAAUAAACCCUCAACUGUGAGUAUUGUUGUGGCUGUGGUAGUUGUUUGUGUGGCAGUGCUAGUGAUUGCAGCAGUAAUAUUCAUCCUUCAUAGAAGAAAACAAGGAGCAACAUCAUCAGUGGAGUGUCCACCCUGUGGCCACAAGAAAGGAAAAUCAGCGGAAGCAGGUGAUGAUAGUCGCAGGUCAUCUAGAUCAGUGAGUUCCAACCACAGCAGAAGAGGAGAUCACAUGAAGUUAUCUUUUAUCCGUGAUGAUAGAGAGAAGUUUGAUUUGCAAGAGUUGCUAAGAGCUUCAGCUGAGAUUUUGGGCAGUGGUUGCUUUAGUUCUUCUUACAAGGCUUCCUUGUUGAAUGGCCCAACAAUUGUUGUGAAAAGGUUUAAGCAAAUGAACAAUGUGGGGAAGGAAGAGUUUCAAGAACACAUGAGAAGGAUAGGAAGAUUGAAUCAUCCUAACUUGCUUCCUCCUGUGGCUUACUAUUAUAGAAAGGAAGAGAAGCUCUUGGUUACCGACUUUGUUCAAAAUGGCAGCUUGGCUGUUCGCCUCCAUGGACAUCAAGCUCUGGGAGAACCAAGCCUUGAUUGGCCAAUCAGGUUGAAGAUUGUGAAGGGCAUAGCAAAAGGUCUUGAAUAUCUAUACAAGGACAUGCCUAGCCUAAUUGCACCCCAUGGAAAUCUGAAGUCCUCUAAUGUUCUUCUGACUAAAAAUUUUGAGCCCCUUCUCACAGACUAUGGAUUAGUCCCUGUGAUAAACCAGGAGCUGGUUCAAGACAUCAUGGUGAUAUACAAGUCUCCUGAAUAUUUGCAACAUGGAAGAAUUACAAAGAAGACUGACGUGUGGUGUCUUGGAAUACUAAUUCUGGAGAUUCUAACUGGCAAGUUCCCAGCUAACUUUUUGCAACAAGGUAAAGGAAGUGAGGUGAGUUUGGCAACUUGGGUUCAAUCAGUUGUGCCAGAAGAGUGGACUAAUGCUGUGUUUGAUCAAGAAAUGGGAGCAACUACGAACAGUGAGGGAGAGAUGACUAAACUUUUGAAGAUUGCUUUGAGUUGUAGUGAAGGGGAUGUGGAAAAAAGAUGGGAUCUGAAAGAGGCAGUAGAGAAAAUUCAAGAGGUGAAGGAAAGGGAUCAGGAAGAGAAUUUUUAUACUUCUUAUGCUAGUGAAGCAGAUAUGAAGUCUUCAAAUUGA
Messenger RNA from Abrus precatorius (Indian licorice), 1878 nucleotides. RefSeq names its product pollen receptor-like kinase 1. NCBI's taxonomy places the organism in Eukaryota, Viridiplantae, Streptophyta, Magnoliopsida, Fabales, Fabaceae. Gene Ontology annotation, biological process: protein phosphorylation. Gene Ontology annotation, molecular function: protein binding; protein kinase activity; ATP binding. Bases 1 to 1878 code for a protein of 625 amino acids. The transcript is spliced from 3 exons. The record is from RefSeq and is a predicted model, not a curated record.